GAUACUUGCAUUGGGUGUUUGUUACCAUGCCUGCUUGAAAGAACGAGAACAUUAUCGUACAUACAUUGCACACUAUUUCCGUGCACCUUGUCACGUGCAUGAUGGAGAGAAGCAGAUCAUGAAUGAAAUAAAAUGUUGUCAAGAGGUUUUCUUCUACAACUGCCACUUGGAGAGGGACAUUGCUCGUACUAACAAGACGCUUAUGGAAAACGUAUUCAUUAUGGUUGUAUGUAUAGAACUUCGUAUUCCGCUUUUCCUAGUCGGUCGACCCGGGAGCUCAAAGUCUCUUGCAAAAACAAUACUGUUUGAUGCCAUGCUAGGUAAUGCUUCAAGACGGUAUCCUUACAGAGAACUAAAACAGGCUCAGAUGGUAACCUUCCAGUGCAGUCCAAUAACUGCCAAGAGUGGUAUAGAAAAUGCAUUCAGUCAAUGUGCUCAGUUGCAGAGGGAUAAAGACUUGGAUACAUUUGUCUCAGUUGUUGUUCUUGAUGAUAUGGACAUGGCAGAUAAUAGUACAGGAAUGCCCCUUCAGACCCUUCCUCAACUUCUUGAUGAUGGAGUUCUAGGUUUGGAGUCGCCAGCAACCCACAAAAAGGUUGCAUUUAUUGGUAUUUCCGGUCACGUUCCUGAGCCAGCUUUAGUAAACAGAGGAGUUAUUGUACAGACAGAGGUACCAGAUCUUCAACAGCUCAAGGACAUUGCAAGUUCGAUGUGCAUAUCGGAUUCUGACCUGAUUACACCUUUGAUUGAGCCUAUGGCCAAGUCGUACCUAGAAAUCGUCGAAACUACUUCUAAAACAACGGGAGAGUUCUUUGGACUAAGAGAUUUCUACAGGUUUUUAAAGACGGUUUUCAAUUUCACAGACAAAUCUAGGCGAAAAGCAACGUGGCAUGAAUUAUUAUAUUCUAUUAAGAGAAACUUUGGUGGGCUUGACAGCGUAGUUGCUCCAGCUGAGAUUUUAAGGAAAAACUUAACCACGGUUGUUCGUUUUGAACUAGAGCCAAGACCUUCCGACCCAGACUGUACGCUACUUGGACUUGUUCAAACUCAACUACAAAGUGACGGUCGAUACCUACUUUUGAUGACAGAGAAUUAUGGAUCUCUAAACAUCAUACAACAGACGUUAUUCAAGAGACUGGAUAUCAAAUAUAUUACCAUGUUUGGAAGCAGCUUUCCAGGUGACCAAAAGGAUACAAAGGUUUGUCUUUACUUGGAAGAGAUCAAAUAUUUUAUGCAAAAUGGAAGCACAGUCGUCUUACUGAAUCUUGAGAGACUAUAUGGAAGUCUGCAAGAUGCUUUGAAUCAGUAUUACAUAUACUUUGGCGGAGAAAGAUAUGUAGAUCUUGGACUUCCUACACAUAGAAUUAAGUGUCCUGUGCAUAAAAACUUCAGACUUAUAGUGGUAGAGGAAAAGAACACUGUAUAUAAGAAGUUCCCAAAAACUCUGCUAAGUCGAUUCGAGAAACACGUUUUCACCCACACAAACAUACUGCCCUUAGAACAGAUCCGGGUUGCACAUGAACUUGAAGACUGGGUCAAAACUUUGAUGACGCAAAGGAAGGACAUAGGUCGCAGAGCCAAAGUUGAGGAUGUUUUUAUUGGUUAUAAUGGUGACACGUGCGCUUCUGUUGUUCUCGAUAUAUGGGACAAACAUAAGCAUUUAGAAUAUACAAUGGAAAAGGAUUCAAAGGUUCUUCGAGAAGCAAAAUCUGUGUUGCUAUGGUGUGCUACACCCGAAUUGCUUGAAAGGAUAGACAGCAGUAGUUUAUCUAACCCAGAGAAAAAGUUUCUUAAAGGACUGUAUUUGACAGAGCAGGCACAUGACAGUCUCAUCCAGUACCUAAAUGUAGCAAUUGUACUACGACAACGCAGGCAGCUUUUCACCCAGAUAACCACUCAUUCCAAACUAAUAUCGGCUGUUCAGAAGACGGAUAUCAGCAAGGCAACAGAAAUAUGUGCAGAGAACAUUUCCAUUCUGAGGACUCUGACUUCAUUCGAAACGGAAGAGCAGUUUGUAAAAACGAUUCGACAACACAUUCAACGAGCAGACAAGGACCCAAGCCUGCUGUUUGUACAGUGUGACGCUGGUGACGAAAAUGACAACCUUAUAGCUUUUGCCCGAUAUUGCGUUACAGAUCAACUUGAAAAGAUGAAAGAUGAGUUACGGGCACCGGUGCAUGUUGUUUUGAUUAUUCAGCUUCAAAGAGGAACUUCUUACACUGGAUUUCAGUGCGGACUUUGGCAUUCAGUGCAUAUAGAUGACUUGAAAACGGAACAAAUAUAGAAUGACAAGUCUGAAAUAUAUACGAAAGGACAAAUUUCACCUCCAUAUUGGUAUAGAAAUUAAUCUUGAAACAAAUAUCAAACACUAUGUGAUAGAUAUUGAAUUGUGAAUGCAUAUACAUGUAGUUUUGUUGAUUGUGUUGUUAACCUAUCGUACUAACUUUCCUAGAAUGCAAAUCAAUUGUCUAACGGUAUAAUUCAGUUGCCAGGAAAUUACAGCAGUAUUUUAAUUUUUCAUUGCAAGCGCUUUCAGUAUUAAACAUAUCUUCAGGCAGAUACAUUUUGAAAACAAUGAUACAGAAAUUUGAAAGUUAGGAGAGCACAAUGCCAUAUGACUGUUUAGAUGUUCUCCAAAUAAUCUGUUCACUGUUGUGUAUUCCGUGUAUUUUUGUAAGAGGCAAGUAGGCAAAAUGUCUCUAAUGUACUUACCGUUCGCUCAACUUGUGUAAGCUUUUCACUGUCCGCUUUGAUGUUAUGAAUGUAAAGAAGUAAGCUUUACAAAUAUGGGAAAUGAGAGCACGAAACGCUGAACAACAGAGCUAUUCGAUCUCGUGGCUUCGUUUCAGUAUCACUUUGUUGUUAUCACGUAUUGUACGAUCAAUCUGGCAAUCGUCAGUUCUCUUUUGCAUUUAUUUGAGAAUUGAUUAUCUCUUUAGAAAAGAUGAAAGUCAUAGUAUAUGGUUGUUUAAAGCUAGUGUAAUAUGUUAGAAGCUAUCUUGUAUAAAUAGCGAGGCAAUUCCUUAAACAUAUAAUAAAAUGGCAUGUCUAAAGAUGAGGAGAAAAUUAUGUUUGCAGAUAAUACAUACAUUCGUUAACAUAAUUAUAUUUACUAAAGACCUAGUAGAAAUCUGACAGUCGUCAUAACGCAUACUAUCAACAGUCGAUAUAUCACCUAAGAUUUGUAAUUUUGAGUGAGUUAAAGGAUACAUAAAAUAGUAUAUUAAUGGAAAUGGAGUACUAGCAUGAUAACGCUAAAACUAGCAUAUUCUCCAAUACCUCAAAUAAUGUAAGAAAAGGAAAUUUAAUCGUUAUUAAUUUCCGGCUUUAUAUGUUUGUGAAUUCUGCGUGCAUCUACUGUUUAUAAUAAUUGUUUGCGAAAAUGCACUAAAUGCAUGUUUUUUAAAGUUUAGAAUUGUUACUUCGUAAAAACGAGCUGCUAUUCCCUAAAUAAUUAUAAGCCCCCGGUUGCUGUAAAUGGUUGCUCCAUUGUCAUUUGUCGACUAACACACAUGCAGGCUAUUAUUUUGUCUUAAUUGCUUUCCAGUUUUAUCACAGAUCGCUA
Mercenaria mercenaria is the source of this 3565-nucleotide messenger RNA. Its product is annotated as E3 ubiquitin-protein ligase rnf213-alpha-like. NCBI's taxonomy places the organism in Eukaryota, Metazoa, Mollusca, Bivalvia, Venerida, Veneridae. Gene Ontology annotation, molecular function: ubiquitin-protein transferase activity; ATP hydrolysis activity. The transcript is spliced from 16 exons. The record is from RefSeq and is a predicted model, not a curated record. The coding region runs from base 119 to 2284 and encodes 721 amino acids.